This is a messenger RNA of Cariama cristata (Red-legged seriema), 705 nucleotides long. Its product is annotated as kallikrein-14-like. The record is from RefSeq and is a predicted model, not a curated record. Gene Ontology annotation, biological process: proteolysis. The transcript has 4 exons. The annotation marks the transcript as partial. Gene Ontology annotation, molecular function: serine-type endopeptidase activity. NCBI's taxonomy places the organism in Eukaryota, Metazoa, Chordata, Aves, Cariamiformes, Cariamidae.
GAAUGGCUCGUGACGGGCACGGGGCCUUCAGCUUCAUCCCCAUCUUCAUCCUCGCAGCCGGCUUGCUGCUGACCACCCCGUCGCCGGCGCGAGCUCAGGUGAAGGGCAACGAAGGCGACGAGCGAACCACCAUCGUCUUGGUAGGAACCACCAUCAUCUUGGUUGAAAUCAUCAUCAUCUUGCUUGGAACCACCAUCACCUUGGUAGGAAUCACCAUCAUCUUGGUUGGAAUCACCAUCACCUUGGCUGGAACCACCAUCACCUUGGUUGGAACUCUCCGGUUGCCGCUUGCAGUGCCGGAGGAGGACGAAUCGCGGAUCAUCGGUGGGAAGCCCUGCUCCAUCGGACAACGCCCUUUCCAAGUCGCCCUCCUCAAAAGAGGUCAAAUCCUCUGCGGCGGAAGCUUGAUAGACGCCCAAUGGGUCCUGACCGCCGCCCACUGCAAGAAACCAAUCAAUGACCUCAAGGUCUUAAUCGGGACGGACACGUUACGGGGUGGAACGGGGGAAGUGAGGUCGAUAUCAAAGCUCCGGGUUCAUCCGGCCUACAACCCCUACAAGAACGACAACGACUUCAUGCUCCUGAGGUUGGACAAACCCGUACGGUUCGGCGCCAACGUCAAGAAGAUCCGUUUGGCCACGAGAUGUCCCACGGAUGGGAUGAAGUGUAGCGUUUCCGGUUGGGGUACGAUCAAGUCCCCUGGAG